GCGGCUCCCAUUCUGAUUUUUCUACCGAUAUGUCCAUGGGCUACCGGCCACCCAUUGUCCUCGGUAUAUGCGCCAUGGAUGUGAAGGCGCGGUCAAAGGCUAUGCGGGAGAUUCUUACGAGGAUCGUGGAACGCUCUCGCGGCAUGAUCGAAGUGAAGGUGUUUGGGGACAAAGUAAUUCUUGACGAAGAUGUUGAGAAUUGGCCCCGGUGCGACGUCUUGAUAUCGUUCUUCUCUACGGACUUUCCUUUGGACAAGGCGAUCUCUUACGUAAAAUUGCGAAACCCAUUUUGCAUCAACGAUCUCCCUCCUCAAGCACUUCUCUGGGAUAGGCGCUUGGUAGGUGCGGUUCUGGAUCACCUCAAGGUCCCCAUGCCGAGGAGACUGGAAGUAUCUCGCGAUGGCGGUCCCAAGGUGGAUGAGGAGUUGAAGCAGAUUAUGAAACGGAAGCUUGGUAUCACUCUAGGUGGUUUCCAGGUCACACCGGAAGUUGUCCUCCGGGAGGACGGAGAUGCCAUCAUCAUUGAUGGUCAGGUGAUGGAAAAGCCAUUUGUCGAGAAGCCAGUUAGCGGCGAAGAUCACAAUGUAUACAUAUACUUUCGAGGUGGAGGGGGCCGUAGGCUCUUCCGGAAGGUUGGGAACAAAUCAAGCGAAUAUGACACCAAUCUGGUGCAGCCUCGUACAGAUGGUUCGUACAUUUACGAGCAAUUUGUCGACGUCGACAACGCAGAAGACAUCAAGGUCUAUACCGUCGGCAAGGAAUACACCCAUGCGGAAACGCGCAAGUCCCCUGUGGUAGACGGCGUGGUGAGGCGAAACACGGAUGGCAAGGAGAUCAGCAGAUUCAUCACGCAUCUAACGGAUGAAGAACGUUCGUGGGCCGCCAGGAUCUGUGAAGGCUUUGGUCAGCGGGUAUGCGGCUUCGACUUGCUUCGAACAGGGAAUGGCGCCAGGGGACAAGUCAUCGACGUGAACGGAUGGAGUUUCGUCAAAGGGAACGAAUCAUACUAUGACAAGGCCGCGGAAAUUUUGACCGCGUUCUGCUUGCGGAUGGCAGUAGCCCCCGACCGGCCGCUGCCUCACGCCUCCGAAUCAGGCUUGCAGGAAUCUUCAACAUGGGUGCUUAAAGCGAACGUUACAGUCUUCCGUCAUGCGGACCGUACCCCAAAGCAGAAGUUGAAGUUCAACUUCCCCAUUGGCGAAGUUUGGACACAGCCCUUUGUGCGGCUGCUCAAUGGGAAAAACGACGAGAUCAUACUGCGAGAUAGGGUUCAGCUUGAGCUCAUUGCCAAGGCUGUCGAAGAGGCAACCAGGCUCGGGGCAGACGGCGAGCAUUUGACGAAAUUGACGGCUCUGAACACGGCCUUGUUCAGCAAAAUCGACUAUCCUGGAACGAAGGCACAGCUCAAGCCCGCAUACAGCAAAAAAGAGGCUGGCCAGCUGCGGAAAUUGACCAAGUUGACGCUCGUGUUCAAAUGGGGAGGAGAGUUCACUCAUUCAGCUCGUUACCAGUCCCGUGAUCUUGGAGAGAACCUCAAGAAGGACAUCACAAUCAUGAACAAGGAGGUACUGAAUAAUGUCAAGAUUUACACCUCUUCAGAGCGACGUGUUGUGGCAUCAGCCGAGAUAUUCGCUGCGGCGCUCUUGGAUAACCACCAUCCAUACCAGGGCCACGAUCUCAUUGUUCGCCCGGACCUUCUGGACGAUAGCAACGCCGCAAAGGAUCUCAUGGACGAUGUGAAGAAGCGGUUGAAGAUCUUACUGCGGCCGGGGGAACCCGAAAAGCGCCCAGAUCUCACGUGGCCCAAGAGCAUGAAGAAGGAGCCGGUUGAAGAAGUGAUAGAGUUAUUGAGCUCCUUCCGAGAGAUCAUGCGUCACAAUUUCGAGACUAUGGAUGUCAACAAGAUCCAAGAACGCUGGUGCUGUGGCGACGAACCGUGGCUUUUCCGCGAACGGUGGGAGAAAUUGUUCGAGGACUUCUGCGACGUCAAACAGGAAAAGUUCGACCCAUCCCGAGUAUCGGAACUCUAUGACACUAUCAAGUACUGCGCCCUUCAUCACCGCACGUUCCUGUUCGCUAUCUUUAGUGAAACAGGGGAUACAAAUCCGGAUACUGGUGAUCGUAAGCUCCACGAACUCUAUGGGCGAGCUAAAGCUCUGUUCGACCUCGUUGCGCCUCAGGAAUACGGCAUCGAGCCUAAUGAGAAAGAGGAAAUCGGUGUCCUCACCUCUUUGCCGCUGUUGAAGAAUGUUGUAGAGGACCUCGAGGAUGCUCGCAACAACGAAGAAAGCUCGCUCACCCUUUAUUUCACGAAAGAAAGCCAUAUUCAUACCUUGGUUAAUCUCGUCCUCCUCUCCGGUCUACCUAUAGCAAACCGUCGCAUCCCGGAACUUGACUACUGCUCCCAUAUAACCUUUGAACUUUAUGAACGCAAUCACGGGCGCGGGAAGUCGGACAAGGAAUACUCUAUCAAACUGUCCUUGAGUGAGGGAGCACAUUCCUCCAAUGUUCUAGAUUCGGCACUGGAUGCGCGCCACUCGUUGAAUGUGCAGCCACGAAGAAAACUCACGCAACACUUGCCGUACAGCCAGGUAAUAGAGAAACUAUCCAAACAUUUUCCUCGAUUACAGCAUGACGACGACAAUGGACCAGACAGUUAUGAGCAAAUAGACAUGUCUCCGCCGGUGGCGCCGCCGCACGGUGGAUCUUCGCCCAUGAGCAUUACUAGCCCAUCGCCUCCGCAGUUUUAGAUCAUAGGUAGCCGAGAUUCGGGCCGCAUCACCUUAAUAGACGCAUUCACGGAUUUGAACAUCGUCGCACGUCCCCAACCGAGGUUGUAUUAUAUUACACUGCAUGUCCCAUAUUCGAUACACAUUACAUCAUACAUCGCAUAACUAUGCCUGGUAUGAGCGAUUGCCAGUACACAUUCUUCUUACGAUCACUGUAGCACACACAUCAUUAUAUUUGUUCUGCGUUUUCAUCGUCCCAGGGUUGCAAGCCAAGACUUUCGCGCAUCUCAUUCAGCUUCUCGGACUUUAGCUGGCGGAACGGCACGCCUUGUCGGCCGAGACCAGUAACGGACGGGUGAUCGCGGUCAAAGAGUGCGGACGCCGAGGUCGAGAGGUUGGCGGUUUGUGUCGCCAAAGCUGCAAAGGACUGGGUGGAGUCAUGGUAUAACCUGUACGCUUCUUUGUUGAAACAGUCCGAUUCCUUGACUUGGUCUAGCGCGUGCUUCUUGAAAGCAGUCUUCACCCAGUGCAGCACGUCGAACACGUGAUUCUCCUUCGGUCUCCAUGUCCGGAAUCGUGGAGCAAGGUUGAAGGCCCCGUCUUUCUGCGCGACGAGGGGAUGGAAAACAUCGGUCGUGAAAUGAACAGCUGGCGGUCUUUCAGGAUAGUUCAGAGGGAACGUUAGCCUAAACCGCAGAAUCGAGUCCGCGUAGUACCCUUGAUGAACAAACAACACCGCAUCCCAGACCAGAAGGUUUUCAUCCGACGGGAUGACAUAGACACCCAAGGGACAGUGUCCUCGAAAUCGCAGGGACGCAUACUCCGAGCACACCGCGGCGCGCGCAACGGCGGUAGUAGGUAAGUCGGGGGUUAUCCCGCCCCUGGCCACAGCAGAAGCGAUGUUCGAAGAUGAUGCGCGAGAGUGAGGUUUAGAGAGGUCAAUUGUGGACGAAGCACUCAAUGCGCUGAAUGGAGACUGGUAGAGAUUCAUCGUCGCGAUGGUUCAAACGUUCACACUUGCAAA
Punctularia strigosozonata HHB-11173 SS5 is the source of this 3753-nucleotide messenger RNA. RefSeq lists its product as uncharacterized. The coding region runs from base 30 to 2750 and encodes 906 amino acids. Gene Ontology annotation, biological process: inositol phosphate biosynthetic process; inositol metabolic process. Lineage: Eukaryota; Fungi; Basidiomycota; Agaricomycetes; Corticiales; Punctulariaceae. The record is from RefSeq and is a predicted model, not a curated record. Gene Ontology annotation, cellular component: cytosol. Gene Ontology annotation, molecular function: ATP binding; metal ion binding; 5-diphosphoinositol pentakisphosphate 1-kinase activity. The transcript has 21 exons.